AUGGAUUGGCCUCAGCCGCCCCGGCCGGGCCUUCGGCCCACGCUUGCCACGGUGACAGUGCCCGCUGUGUGCGGAGUCACCGAGAUCUCCGAGAUGAGCGCCGGCUCCGAGGGCUCCGAGGAGCGCUUUUUGAGAUGUUCGUGGUCUGAGAUGCCGGAAGAAGUGCCGGACUCGUUCGGCGGAGUCAAACUUUUGGAGCAGAUCCGCGACACCUUGCGAAAACACGACCAGCCGCUGCCUCUCUCCGUGUUGGGCUCGGCCCUGGAAUGGACCUCCGAGCAACGUGCGGUGCAUGGGCGACUGGCGUCCUUCCUGCGGCGACAACCGGAGCUGUCGGGAGGCUUUGUAGGCGAAGCCAAGAUGCGCAUCUUGCCACGUCUGCUGGGAUGGGAUUUGAAGAAAUGCUGGGAAGGUGAUUGGCAGCGGCCAAAGUCUUUGAAGUCGCUGCGGGCCUUGGAGUUUUUCUCUGGCAUCGGAGGACUUCGGGCUGCCUUCCAUCGAGCUUGUACGCUAGCAGGACAAAGCAUGGACCCCAGCGCUAUGAGCGAAUGGGUGAACAUUGAGUCGUCGCCGCUUGCAAAUGAGGUCUACAGCAGCAACUUCCACGUGCCAUACGAACCGUUGCUGCCAAAGGACAUUCGCAGAGUUGAGCAAGCAGAGGAGGUUGCCAAGCACAACACCGACAAGGAUUGUUGGGUCAUCGUGGGAGACCAGGUGCUUGACGUCACCAACUUCCUCAGUGAGCACCCUGGCGGGAAGAAGUCCAUCAUGAUGUUUGCUGGCAAGGACGCCACUGAGGAGUUCGACAUGCUCCAUGACCGCAAAGUGAUCAAGAAGUACGGCAUUGAUGAAGGCACUGUGGUGGAGGGAGCAGACUUGUGGUUGAUGUCCCCGCCCUGCCAGCCCUACACGCGGAUGGGUCUUCAACGAGACUUGGAGGAUCGCCGCGCCAAACCCUUGCUGCACCUCACUGAGCUGGUGCCCAAGUUGCAGCAACCACCACAGGCCAUUUUGUUGGAGAAUGUGGUUGGAUUUGAAACUUCGGGCUCCUUCCAGGUGCUGUCCCAGGCACUAUGUGGUGCCGGCAUGGAAGUUCAUCAGUUCAGCCUCAGCCCUCUGCAGCUCGGGAUUCCGAACCGUCGACCCCGGAUCUACGUCCUGGCUUGUCAGUCGGAACAUCCCAUUGUGCAUCCGCUGAAGACCGAGUUUCCAGGGCGUAGCUUGGAUACGGCUCCAAAUCGCCAGCUGGUAGAAUAUCUACAAGCUGAGGACAUCGAUGCCGAGAGCACUUGCGUCCCGGAGCGGUUGCUGGAGCUACUAUGGGACCAGGGACAAAGAUGGGAGGUGGUCACCGGCCAGAGCACCAGCUCAUCUACCUUUACCUCAGGAUAUACGACAGCUUGCUACGAAGCUCACCGUUUCGGACCUCUCCUGGCAUGCCUCACCGGCUCCCGCGGGGAGGACGCACGGCCCCGGGUGUUGCCGGGGGGCCGCAUACAGCGCUUGGUGGAGCCUGGAGAGGACUUGAGGCAGCGGAGUUCUGCCUGUAAGCAGAGUUACAAGCUGAUUGGCGACUCCAUUAGUGUGGAUGUGGUAGCAGAGUUGCUGAGAUAUCUCCUCUUUGAGAAGACGUCAGCUCAAAAAAAGUCUCGCGAAUUUUUUUUCCGUCGAGAUGGCGGAGGCGCCAAACCCCGCUUUCCUGGUGAAGGAGCGAAGUCAGACCAUCUCAGUGAUCGGGCCGAUCGGGUCAAAGUUUGUGCUCACCUUCAGACGGAUCCAAAGAUGCAAGAAUUGAAACAUAAGACCAGGUAUGUGCUGUCGCGAAAGGAGGAACUGGAGAAGCUCGCAGAUGCGGAGGACAGCGCCGCUGGGCCGCUCUCGGUGUCCCCCUUCGUGCCCUGCGCUGCCUCGCGGAUUCCCUACAUUUUGCAAGCGGCGCGCCUGGGCCCCGAGGAUGUUCUCUGGGACCUGGGCUGCGGCGACGGCGUGGUGCUGAUCGAAGCCGCCAAGCGCUGCGGCUGCCGCUGUGUGGGACUGGACAUCGAUCAACCGUGCAUCGACCUGGCACGUGCGCGGGCCGCCGAAGCUGGUGUCGAGCAGCUGUGCUCCUGGAUGAGAUGUGACAUGCUGCAGCUGCCUCAGGGCACCUUAGCCGGUGCCUUGGCUCUACCACCGGCGACUGUGGCCUUGGCGUUUUUGACGGCGCAUGGCUUGGUGCGGCUGGCGAAAUGGCUCCACCAGGAGUGGCAACAGGGUUCGUCUCGUGGUCUUCGGGUGGUAACCUGCGUUGAGUCCUUGGACUCCGCGGUGGACUUCAUGGAAGCGGAUGCACUCUUUGCGGACACCAAUGAAUUGUGCUGGCCCGUCUGUCGCGAUCUGGAGCGAUGGGGUGUCUUUGUAGUUCCGCCUUUUGGAGAGGAGAUCUCCACCUGGAGCGCUUCGUCGAAGCCGCUGCAGCUGCUGCGCUGCGAAGCCGAAGCCACGGAGGCAGCGCUGCUGCGGGCAUUGCCAGAGGCCGAUGUGCAACGAUUGGAUGAACUCGGCCGAGCGCUGCUGGCGGAGGCUCAAGAUGAAGAGGGCGUGGAUCUCUUCGCUACUUCGGAGGCGGGCUUCCACAAAGCUGCUGAAGCUGCGUUGCAUCGCCUAGAACAGCACCGGGUGCUUUAUCUUCAUUCUCUGGAUGUUGGCCGUCGCCUUUCUGAGACGGAUCGGCAGUUUCUGGCUGAUCUCGAAGGGCAGUUGCUGUCCUUGAUAAGGUCCGAGGAUGCUACUCGUUGGGGCCUCCUUUCGCACCGAAGUGUCGCCUUGAGGAGUUUGGAGUACCACGCCUACACUGAUGGCGGCUCUGUCAUGGAUCCUGAACACCGGGACGAUGGCUCCUUGCUGACCAUCUCUGUCCUCCUCUCGAGGUCAGAAGAUUUCAGGGGAGGCGCCUUCAGCACCUUCAAUGGCAACGAGCGUGUGGAGCACCCGAUGCAACGAGGGGAUGGUGUCUUGUUCUUGUCGGAGAAACGCCACAACGUCAGUGGCGUGGAGGGAGAUCGCAGAACCUUGGUGCUGGAGCUCUGGGAUGGGCCGCGCAAUCAGCACAGCAGACACGACUGAGCCGCAGGUGAAACAUAGCCUGGAGACUCCAAACAGCGAAAGCCAAAA
Cladocopium goreaui is the source of this 3153-nucleotide messenger RNA. The record is from the annotation of a GenBank genome assembly. Lineage: Eukaryota; Dinophyceae; Suessiales; Symbiodiniaceae.